GUUUGUUGUUCGAUGAUUUACUGUUUUAAUUUCCUUGGCUGCACGGUUGAUUUCUCCAACGCUGUAAUCUGAUUUCUGUUACUUUCAUCAACGAGUCUUCGAUAUGAAUCACAGGCGCCCAAACAAAGUCACUGAAAAUGACGCAGAUUCUAGUUUUAAUUCUGUAAAACAAGAAGAGGAAAACCGGGAGUAUGUUGUGAAAAAAAUUUUAGAUAAGCGUAAAAGAUAUGGCAAGGUGGAAUACUUAAUCAAGUGGAAAGAUUUCAAUGAUUCGGAAAAUUCUUGGGAACCUAUUAAAAAUCUUAACUGCAAAUAUUUAAUUAAACAAUUUGAAAAAAAAAGAAAAAGCAUGCUAUCAAAUUCAAUUGUUAAAAACCAUGUAUCAUUAGAUGUUGGUCCUUCUAGAGAAGUAGAAAAAAUUAUGGAUGUUACUAAUUGUGAUGGCAAGAUUAUAUUUUUAAUAAAGUAUAAAGGAAUUGAAGAGCCUGAGGUGAUAAAAGCUGAAGAGGCUAAUAAAUUAUACCCGCAAGUCGUUAUCAACUUUUAUCAAGAAACACUUGAAUGGAAAAAUUAA
Molecule: messenger RNA, 574 nt
Organism: Rhopalosiphum maidis (corn leaf aphid)
Lineage: Eukaryota; Metazoa; Arthropoda; Insecta; Hemiptera; Aphididae
Product: heterochromatin protein 1-like
Exons: 2
Coding region: 104-574 (156 amino acids)
Biological process (GO): chromatin organization; negative regulation of transcription by RNA polymerase II
Cellular component (GO): pericentric heterochromatin; nucleus
Molecular function (GO): chromatin binding
Source: RefSeq, a predicted model, not a curated record